This is a messenger RNA of Durusdinium trenchii, 1606 nucleotides long. The record is from the annotation of a GenBank genome assembly. Lineage: Eukaryota; Dinophyceae; Suessiales; Symbiodiniaceae.
CCAACAGACCACUGAACACCAGCAGCGCCCGGCACCAUGCCGCUGACCUUCGACUUUGGCCCAGAGAAUCGGCCAGAUGUACUGGCGAAGCGAGCCAAAACACCAGUCACCUUGCUGGCGGGCUUCCUGGGGUCCGGGAAAACCACGUUGCUGAAACAUUUGCUGGAAAACCAGCAUGGGUUGCGCAUUGGAGUUGUUGUCAAUGACCUGGCCUCCGUCAACAUCGACUCUCAGCUAAUGCGGCGGUAUGAUCAUGGCCUCGUUGAGAUUGCUGAGCUGCAAAACGGCUGUGUUUGCUGCUCUUCUGCAGAUGACCUUUUUUCAGCCGUGCAGACCAUUGCCAUGCGCUCUAAGGAUUGCCCCUUUGAGCACAUUCUUGUUGAGCUGAGCGGCAUUGGAGAUCCGCAGGCGAUCCGCUGCAACUGGGCUUUGGCAACAGACUGUCAGCUGCCAGCGGCAAUGUUGACACAACUGGCCAAAGUCAUCACAGUGGUGGAUGCAAGCGCCUUCCUGGCAGAUUGGAGAGACACAAGGAAGGCCUUGGAGAGGAAUGGCUCUGCUGAGCACGACGGGCGAGGGCGUGGUAAAGGCUAUAGCACCAGCAGAGAGAUGGUUGGUAAUCUCCUUGCGGAGCAGAUUGAAUUGGCGGAUGUGUUGGUCGUCAACAAAUGUGACCUUGCAAAGGCGGAGGAGCUGAGCAAAACUCUACAAACAUUGCGGGCCAUCAAUCCGACAGCAGAGCUAUGCCAGACGGAAUUUGCUCGUGUGCCUUCCGCCGUGCUCCCACCUGUUCCCAUUGGCCUAAAAAUUCAAACUGCUGGGCAAGAAAAAGGUUAUAGCUGGACACAGACCACCAAGGAGGUUCAGCUCAAAAUGCCCAUCGAGAAGCACGUGAAGGGCAAGGAUAUUGACUUUACUUUGAGGAAGGGCUCCUUGACGCUGGGCCUGAAAUUGCGGGAGGUGGCCAAAGGCGUUUUGGCAGGAGAGGUUGCGAAUGCUGAUGAUGCCAUGUUCGAGAUUGAAAGCAUUGGGCAAGAGCGGCACGUCCUGCUUUGCUUAGAGAAGAAGGAGCCUGGGAUGUGGAGCAGUCUUUGGAAACAGUCCGGCAUUCCGAUGACCAGUUGCCGAUCUGAAACUGGUACUGUCGAGUUCAGAAUUUUGGCCUGGUGACAUACCUACAUAGAUUCAUUGCAAGCCCCAAGUUCUUGUUCUCGUGAUGGGGUGACCUUGGAAAGAUUUAUCCUGGAUCUUGUGCAGAGGGCAACAUGAAUGGUGUCGUGCAAAAACUGGUUGCCAAACUUCAACGGGCUCGUAGACGACAGGACCGUUUUUUCAUGUGUUUCUCUUGGUCUCUCGGUGGAACUUUCGGACGGUGGUCGCCUUUCUGCGAUUGCAUUGGCCGCCUUGGCCCUGUGUCAUACCAGGAUAGCAAGUGAAGAGGCGGGGUGCAAAUCACUGAAAGCCUAGCAGAGUGGCAAGAGUUUGACAACACAUAGCAAGACAGGAAGGGUCCUGGCAUGCUACCAUUUAUUUAACAUAAUUUUGCAUACAACGAAAUGUGAUUUGUUAUAAAUCCAAUUGUGAUCACUUGAGAAUUGCUUGGGAC